GAAGUGUUCAAGGAAUUCAGUAAACUGUCACCAUGUGUGUUAACAAGGUCUAUAUUACAGUUGUCAUUUUUACCUCCAAGUAGAAGAGUAUUUGGAAAACAUACACUGACAGACUUUCUCAAAGAUUCUGUGAGAGCAUUUGUCAUGCCUCCUGCACUCGCACCAAAAGCACCCAUCUAUAACAAUCCUGAUGUAAAACAGUAUGUUGACGCUUUGAUGACCCGAGCAGUGCGACCUAUAUGUACAGUGUUACAAAUAACUGGUCACAAUCGUGCACGACAACGUGACAAGUGGGCACACCUGCUGGACGAGAUGGCCAAUCUACAAGAUGAGGCUGAUAAGGUAGAUGGUUUCCUGCACCAAGUCCAGAUGAAGACUGACCCUAACAGACAGUAUGGUUCAAGUUUUGGUACAUGGGUGUUAUAUUAUACAUUACAAGUCAUGAUCAAUUAUACACUGUCAGGCUUCGAAUUAGAGCUGUAUGCACCAUAUGAAUAUCAUUAUGUAUAUUGGUAUCUAUAUGAAUUAUUGUAUUCCUGGUUAUUUUCCACCAUUCAGCGUGCAGAUUCCUUUGUUAUAGAUCAUGAAGCCUACAUAGAUAUGGUGAGCAGUAAAGGUAGGGGAAGUAAGAAAGGAAAGAAGAAGAGGCGUUCUAAAGGAGUUCAGAAAGAGGCUAACAUUUGCCAGGCUCAACAAAACAUGUUCGGAGGAUAUUAUAAAGCUGUGAUGGGUUUACAAUUAGCCAACAAAUUAAAACAUCCGAACUUUGAAUAUGAUAAGGAAGAAGUACGGUAUAGUCACAGAUUUGCUCCAUUUGCCUGUGUCUCAACACCACCCAUGGUUCCUUAUUCUCAGUUUAAGGAAAUGACAAGUUUGGUACGAUACUCUCCGAUGCCAUCCGCAGCUGAUUUAUUUACUACCAGUUGUAAAUUCUUCCAUCAAGCCAAAACACUUUACGAAACAAUUCCAAGCCCUUCAGAUGAGGUUCAAAAAGCAAUUAAAAUAGCGAAGACAAACUUUGUGAUGAUGAAGUUGUUAAGUGGAGGCCAUAAACAUGAUUCACAG
Molecule: messenger RNA, 1065 nt
Organism: Ruditapes philippinarum (Manila clam)
Lineage: Eukaryota; Metazoa; Mollusca; Bivalvia; Venerida; Veneridae
Product: N-alpha-acetyltransferase 35, NatC auxiliary subunit-like
Biological process (GO): N-terminal peptidyl-methionine acetylation
Cellular component (GO): NatC complex
Source: RefSeq, a predicted model, not a curated record